AUGUCCCAACAACCCACACUUCCUACCAUCUCGGGUAUGCAAAUUGAAUCGAGAGAAGAACAUUCAUUCCCAUCGAGCUUUUCCAAGAAGAUUAAUAUUGCAGUGUUUGGAUUUUCAAAAGAGCAAAAGGAACAUACCAAGACUUGGCAAGCUGUUUUUGCAGAUAUGAAACGAGAAGGAGGAGAAUGGAAGGAGAAGGAUGUGGAUUUUAAUGUAUUUCCAUUGCUGCCGGAAAUGUAUUGGCUCUUGGCAAGAGGAAUAUUUGAGGCUGUUCGUUACGGAACUGUAGAUGAUCUCAUUCGACAACGUACCUAUUUGAUUCAUACGGAUCAGGUGAAAUUCAGACAAGCUCUCGGCAUUGAGAGUGAUGACAAGAUUUGUAUUUGUGUGUUUGCCAAAGAUGGAACCUUAUUGUACAAGACCAGAGAGGAAGCAUACACUGAAGAACGAGGCACUCUUUUCAUUCAGAAAGUGAAUGAAUUGCUCUAA
Messenger RNA from Naegleria lovaniensis, 489 nucleotides. RefSeq lists its product as uncharacterized. NCBI's taxonomy places the organism in Eukaryota, Heterolobosea, Eutetramitea, Acrasida, Naegleriidae. The transcript is spliced from 3 exons. Bases 1 to 489 code for a protein of 162 amino acids. The record is from RefSeq and is a predicted model, not a curated record.